UACUAGAACUCUCUCUCAACGACUUUAAAACCCUUUUCGUCUCCCCUCUCCUCUCCCCAAAAAGAAAUCCCCAAAAUCGACGGGGUAAAAAAAUCGCCGUCUCCAAAAUCCCGAAACCCUAGUUUUCAGAUCUCGCUUAAUUUUCAAUGGCGGACGAGGCCAAAGCCAAGGGCAAUGCCGCGUUCUCUGCCGGCAACUUCUCCGACGCGAUCCCGCCAUCGAACCACGUGCUCUACUCGAAUCGAUCCGCCGCCUACGCCUCCCUCGGCCAGUUCUCCAACGCUCUUUCCGAUGCCGAGAAGACCGUCGAGCUGAACCCUAACUGGGCCAAGGGCUACAGCCGCCUCGGCGCUGCUCAUCUCGGCCUCAACAACGUCGAUGAUGCUAUUAGGGCUUAUGAGAAGGGGCUUGCUAUUGAUCCGAACAACGAUGCGUUGAAGUCUGGACUUGCUGAUGCCAGGGCAAAGAUGAGAUCUUCCAAUGGCGGAGCUGGAGCGGGGGCGUCGCCGUUUGGGAAGAUUUUCCAGGGGCCGGAGCUGUGGGCGAAAUUGACGGCGGAUCCAACCACGAGAGGAUAUCUUCAGCAGCCGGACUUUGUGAGGAUGAUUCAGGAUAUUCAGAAGAAUCCGAGUAAUAUCAACAUGUAUUUGAGUGAUCAGAGGAUGAUGAGCGUUCUUGGGGUUCUGCUUAAUGUGAAGAUGAGCGGAGCAGGCGGGGACGAAGAGAUGGAGAGGGAUUUUCCGGCGCCCUCUAAAAAGGAGGCGGAGCCUGAGAAGAAGAAGGCUCCUGAACCGGAGCCGGAGCCGAUGGAGGAGGUGAACGAGGAGGAGAGAGCAGUUAAGGAGAGGAAGGCAGAGGCACAGAAGGAGAAGGAGGCUGGUAAUGCUGCUUAUAAAAAGAAGGAUUUUGAUAAGGCUAUUGAGCAUUACAGUAAGGCUUUGGAGCUUGAUGAUGAGGAUAUCUCGUUCCUUACGAACCGGGCUGCGGUAUAUUUGGAGAUGGGCAAGUAUGAAGACUGUAUAAAGGACUGUGACAAAGCUGUUGAGAGGGGUAGAGAGCUCCGUUCCGACUUCAAGAUGAUUGCAAGGGCACUGACUAGAAAAGGAAACGCGCUGGUGAAGCUUGCCAAAUGUUCGAAGGAUUACGAACCUGCGAUUGAGACUUACCAGAAAGCUCUAACUGAACACCGCAACCCUGAAACACUGAAAAAGCUUAAUGAAGCAGAGAGGGCAAAGAAAGAAUUAGAACAACAAGAAUAUUUUGACCCUAAACUAGCUGAUGAAGAGCGUGAGAAAGGCAAUGAGUUCUUCAAGCAGCAGAAGUACCCUGAAGCAGUGAAACACUACACUGAAGCACUGAAGAGGAACCCACAAGAUCCAAGGGUCUACAGUAACAGAGCUGCAUGCUACACAAAAUUGGGGGCUCUACCGGAGGGACUGAAAGAUGCUGAGAAAUGCAUUGAGUUGGAUCCAACUUUCACCAAGGGUUACACGAGGAAAGGUGCUGUCCAAUUCUUCAUGAAGGAAUAUGACAAGGCACUGGAAACAUAUCAGGCUGGUCUGAAACUUGAUCCGAACAAUCAGGAACUUCUUGAUGGUGUUCGAAGGUGUGUUGAACAGAUCAACAGGACGAACAGAGGUGAUCUCAGCCCUGAGGAGCUGAAGGAGAGACAGGCCAAGGCAAUGCAGGAUCCUGAAAUUCAGAAUAUUUUGUCCGACCCAAUAAUGCGACAGGUGUUGGUCGAUUUCCAGGAGAACCCAAAGGCUGCUCAGGAUCACCUGAAGAAUCCCCAAGUGUUGCACAAGAUUCAAAAGCUCGUCAGCGCUGGCAUCGUCCAGAUGAGAUAAUUGAAUUGUUAGCCCCUCCUUUUCAUUGUAUGAACUUGUGAUUAUGUUGGGAGUCUGUCACAAACCGGUUUACAUGUCUUUUUUUCAUGGUUUAAUUGUGGACCUGACAUUUGAUAAGCGUGUUUCUUUAAGUUCGCGAGUAAUUUGAGUUUUGCUUUU
Messenger RNA from Asparagus officinalis (garden asparagus), 2006 nucleotides. Its product is annotated as hsp70-Hsp90 organizing protein 2-like. Gene Ontology annotation, molecular function: Hsp90 protein binding. The record is from RefSeq and is a predicted model, not a curated record. The transcript is spliced from 7 exons. The coding region runs from base 147 to 1847 and encodes 566 amino acids. Lineage: Eukaryota; Viridiplantae; Streptophyta; Magnoliopsida; Asparagales; Asparagaceae.